Molecule: messenger RNA, 1071 nt
Organism: Triticum turgidum subsp. durum (durum wheat)
Lineage: Eukaryota; Viridiplantae; Streptophyta; Magnoliopsida; Poales; Poaceae
Source: the annotation of a GenBank genome assembly
AUGGCAGUGGCAGCAGUGGCGUCGUCGACCAUGGAGGUCGAUCAGGACCUCCCGGGCUUCCGGUUCCACCCCACGGAGGAGGAGCUCCUCGGCUUCUACCUCUCCCGCGUCGCCCUCGGCAAGAAGCUCCACUUCGACAUCAUCGGCACCCUCAACAUCUACCGCCACGAUCCCUGGGAUCUUCCUGGGAUGGCAAAGAUCGGGGAGAGGGAGUGGUACUUCUUCGUGCCGCGUGACCGGAAGGCGGGGAGCGGCGGGCGGCCGAACAGGACGACGGAGCGGGGGUUCUGGAAGGCCACGGGCUCCGACAGGGCCAUCCGGAGGACCGGCGACCCCAAGCGUGUCAUCGGCCUCAAGAAGACACUUGUCUUCUACCAGGGCCGCGCUCCCCGGGGCACAAAGACGGACUGGGUCAUGAAUGAGUACCGCCUCCCCGACAACGGCGCGCCGCCGCCCCAGGAGGACACGGUGCUGUGCAAGGUGUACCGGAAGGCAACGCCGCUCAAGGAGCUCGAGCAAAGAGCCUUUCAGAUGGAGGAGAUGAAGCAGAGGUCCGGCGGCAACGGUGGGUACGGCUACAGUGGCGCGACCAGAGCGUGCCCGGUCCCGGCAGCCGGCGACUUCUACCUGUCGCAGUCCGACGACGUCCAGGACAACUUCCUGAUCCCCUCCUCCUCCUCCUCCUCGUCGUCGUCGGUGGCACUAUCCGGCAACAGCAGCAGCCACGACGCGCCCAGGGUGGCCAAGGAGGAAGCAGACGUCGCCACGGCCACUGUCGCGUCGACGUCGUCUCUGUCGCAAGCGGCGAACGCCCCCUUCCAUCUUCAGCUUCCGGCCGUGAACCCACCCUGCGGCCUCCAGCUACCGGCGGCGAACCAUGGGAUGUCGAACAUGUCCAGCCUACAGCUACGGGCGGCGAGCCAGGGUGUUGUGGACCUGCCCAGCCUGCAGCUCCCGGCGGCGAGCAGCCACGGAGUGUUCGACUGGCUAAAUGACCCGUUCCUGACGCAGCUGCGCAGCCCGUGGCAGGACCAGCAUUGCAUGUCCCCUUACGCCCAUCUGCUAUACUAG